This is a messenger RNA of Cloeon dipterum, 587 nucleotides long. RefSeq names its product LITAF domain-containing protein-like. Lineage: Eukaryota; Metazoa; Arthropoda; Insecta; Ephemeroptera; Baetidae. Gene Ontology annotation, molecular function: zinc ion binding. The record is from RefSeq and is a predicted model, not a curated record. The transcript has 3 exons. The coding region runs from base 133 to 486 and encodes 117 amino acids. Gene Ontology annotation, cellular component: cytoplasmic side of lysosomal membrane; cytoplasmic side of late endosome membrane; nucleus.
UGCUACACUAUUUUCAGUGCGCCGCUGGCACAAGUGUGGGGUGCGAGCGAGCAUUUCAUUGUGUGUAGUGCGAUGCACGGCAAUUGUCACUGAUGAGAGCAAAAUUUGCUACCUAAUUACGCUACAUAGCUUAUGGAGAUGCAGGAAAAGGUGCCCAUGCCCAGUGCACCGCCAUCCUACGAAGCCAGCCUGCAGCAACAGCCCAACCAGCCUGUGCAGCCUUCCUCCGCGCAAGAGUUUGUGAUCAUCAGCGCGGUGCUGAACAGAACCCCGAUCAGGGUGACCUGUCCCAACUGCAUGGAAAACGUGGUGACCAUAACUGAGGAGAAGCCGCGCCUCCUCGCCCACAUCAUCUGCGGAGCUCUCGUGGUUUUUGGGUGUUGGUUUUGCUGCUGCUUGCCGUAUUGCUUUGACUCGCUCAGAAAGGUGGAGCAUACCUGCCCCAAUUGUGAUGCUUUGGUUGGAGUUUACAUCAGCGGCUUAUAAGACUAAUCUCUGCUGUACCAUUCCUUCAUCCUUGUGACUUACUUGUAAUUUUUAAAAUUUGCCAAUUAAAUUCCGACCUUCUUUUCAGAAAAAAAAACAAA